Amphibalanus amphitrite is the source of this 4995-nucleotide messenger RNA. Its product is annotated as nephrin-like. Gene Ontology annotation, molecular function: protein binding. The coding region runs from base 169 to 3777 and encodes 1202 amino acids. NCBI's taxonomy places the organism in Eukaryota, Metazoa, Arthropoda, Thecostraca, Balanomorpha, Balanidae. The record is from RefSeq and is a predicted model, not a curated record. The transcript has 19 exons.
UGUCAGCAGCAGCGGUUCCGUGUCCGUCCGUCCAACGUGAGCGUGGUGGAAGGAGACAGCGCCAUCUUACGGUGUGAAGUGCAACACCAAGUCGGGCAGCUCCAGUGGGCCAAGGAUGGAUUCGCUCUCGGUUACUCUCGGUCACUUCCCGGUUACGAUCGGUACCGAAUGCUGGGUGACCCGGGGUCAGGAGUGCAUGACCUGGAGGUCACCAACGUGACCCUGGAGGACGACGGUCGGUUCCAGUGUCAGGUGUCGCCGAAUCGGGGUCAGGACGCCAUCCGAGCUGACGCCAUACUCACCGUUCUAGUGAAGCCGAGGGCGGUACGGGUCAGCUCUUCUGCUCGGUCGCCGAGGCCGGGUCAGUACGAGACCCGGGUCGGCGGUGAGGUGACCUUGACCUGUGACGUCAUCGGUGCUCGGCCGGCUGCCCAGGUGCGCUGGGAGAGAGACGGCAUCCCCAUCCAGCCAGCGCGAAGGGACUCGUUUUCUGGCUGGGGCCACCCGGGCCGUAACGAUACGACCUCUGUGGUGACCCUGCGACCCACGGCAGCCGACGACGGAGCCGGUAUCUCCUGUGUGGCCCAGCACCCGGCCAUAGCGCCGGAAGAUCAACAGUACUUCAACUCGACAAUAAUCUUAUCCGUCCUAUAUGCCCCGGGAGCGCCUACCAUCACCGACCAUACUGAGGGCGAGUGGGUCUCGGUCGGUGAGCAGAAGACCCUGACGUGCGUCUCGGUGGGAGGUAACCCUCCGGCUGACCUCGUGUGGUUCCGUAACGGCCAGCCAGUGACCUAUCAGUACCGGGCGCAGGCCGGCCGCGCCAUGGCCCAGCUGGUGCUCACCGUCGAACGCGACGAUCACGGCGCAGAGUUCCGCUGCGAGGCCUCCUCCAAGAUGCACCCGGCGCCGAUGGUCACCCACGCCCAGCUCAACGUGCAGUUCGGUCCAGAGAGAGUCACAGUGUCGGGAACACAGGAAGCCAGAGGUGGAGAUACAGUGCACAUGUCCUGUAUCACAUCCAGCAGUAACCCGCCCGCCAACAUCACCUGGGUCAUCAACGGCAGAACCAUGAUGAACAUGAGUCAGUCUCACGCGCCGAGUCCGGCCGGCAGCGGCUGGGUCACCCGCUCCAACAUGUCCACCAUGGUGCCGCCCGGCCUACAGGAGGACAUGCUCGUCUCGUGCCAUGCUCUGAACCCUCGACUGGGCGUCACCAAACAGGGCGCUCAGAAAGUCACCGUGCUGCAUCCUCCGGAGCCGCCGACGAUCCUGGGCUACGAGUCGGGCUCCCACCUGCGGGCCGGAGAGCGGGUGUCUCUCUCGUGCGUCUCGCAGGGCGGCAACCCGCCGGCCACGCUCACCUGGUACCGGGGCGACACGGAGCUGGCCUCGAGCACAGAGGUGCGCGACAGCGUGGCCAGGAGCGUGGUCACGUUCCAGGUGGACCACGCCGACAACGGACGCGCUUACACCUGCCACAGCACCAACUCGGCCAUAACGGGCGUGCAGUCAGCCAGCGUCACCUUGAGUGUCUUUUUCCCUCCGUCGAGCCUGAAGCUGGAGGUGCGUCCGGACGUGUUGCGGGCGGGUAGUCAGGCUCUGCUGACCUGCGAAUCGAGACCGUCGUACCCGGCGGCUGAGCUGACCUGGUGGCGAGACAACGUCCAGGUCACCGACGGGGUCACCGCACUGGAGACCUUCAAAGCCGGCAGCAUGGGCGGGACGUCGAGCCGAGUGCAGCUCCGGAGGAAUCUGACCACCUCUGACGACGGAACCGUCUACCAGUGUCGCUCAGAGACCCGGGACGUGGCUGGCGACGUGCGGGACCAGGUCACACUCAACGUUCACUAUCCGCCCACAUUCCCGAAGCGGAUUUACACCGAGGAUAUCGAGGAAGGGGAGUCACGGCGGAUCAACAUUACGGCCCGAGGCAACCCCGGUGACAUCUCGUACCACUGGUACCGCGUGUCGACCAUAGAUGGCACUAGGGUGAUGGGCCACGGACCCGUGCUGAACGUGGUGCGCGUGGCGCGGGAGGACGCGGGGCUGUACUACCUAGAGGCCAUCAACAGCGAGGGCAACUCGAGCGUCAGCGUCAGCAUCAACGUGCAGUACAAGCCGGAGCUGAUCGCUGUCUCGGAGAGCGCCGUGGUGUCACCCGGAGUGGACGGCGUGUUAUCCUGCUCCGCCAGUGCCAACCCCAGCCCGCCAGACCUCAUCACCUGGCACCGGGAGGGAUUCGACUUCAGCUCGCCUCGGGUCAACAUCCACAGCCGCAACGGCACCUCCUACCUCACCCUGUACAACGUCACCAAGGAGGACAGCGGGCGGUUCGAGUGUCGUGCUGCCAACGAACUGGGACAGACGGAGGCGAGGACGGCACUCCUGGUCAGACACGCCGUGGAGCUGGAAGGAGCCGGGCGGGUCGGUCGGGCGGCUGCUCAGCUGGGGGACACGGCACAGGUCCCGUGUCGCGCACGAGGUGUGCCCAAUGUUACUUUCGAAUGGAGCACCAACGGAACAGCUAUCCUGACGGCAGAGACGGGCAAAAAGUACCAGCAGAAGGACACUCAGAUUGACUUGGUAACGUGGCAGUCGGUGCUCCGUAUCAAGGACGUGCAGCCCUCGGACUACGCCACAUACGAGUGUGUCGCCCUCAACGAGCUGGGCUCUCAGCGUCAGCAGAUAGAGCUGGGCCGUCCCAGUGCACCGGACCCUCCGCUGGGUCUGAAGGUGGUCAACGUGUCCCACGACUCGGCCACCGUGGCCUGGGAAGCCGGCUUCGACGGCGGACAGGAGCAGAGGUACAAACUGCGGUACCGGCAGUCCCCGGGUACCGAGUACCACUACGACCCAGUGCCGUCGUCCUCCGGUACCCAGUUUACCGUCACCGGCCUCCGAGCCAGCACGCGGUACACCUUCUCCGUUAUGGCCUACAACACUCUCGGCAGCAGCGCUUACUCACAGGAGGUUACGGCAAAGAAAACAGCGAGUCCGCCGCCCGUCAGCUACGUCACUGACCGCGACGAGCCGGGCGGACCGGCCGCCUUCCCGCGCGUGGCCGUCAUCUCCGUCACCGCCGUCGGCGCCCUCCUGCUCAUCCUAAAUGUCAUCUUCAUCGGCUGCUACCGCCGGCGCCGGCACCUCAAGAAGCAGAAGGCCGCCAGCGAGGCGAGCACCAAAUCGGAGACACUCCACAUGUACGGCAACGAGACGGUCAGCUCGGUCUCUGUCAAAAGUGGCGGCAGCUACAGCCGGGAAGACAGUGUCGCCGACUUCGAGGAUGACAUGAGUCGGCGCCGGUACGACACGUUCCUGAGCGACUCGCCUCUGGAGCCUCCGGUGGAGUACGGCGGUCGUCCCAGCUCUCCGGACCGGGCCGACUAUGAGCCGCCCGAGCAGUACGCCGAUGCGCUGCGACGCAACUCGUACGCCUGCACAAUGGGUGCUGGUGUCGAGCCGAUGAGCAGCAAGCUGAACACGACGUACGUGACGCAGCCGCCAAGAGCGCCGCACUUCCGUCCAUCGGCUCUAGACGCACCCACACCGGACCUGCUGCACUCGAGCGGGCCCGGCUCAGGCUACUUUCCGCCGGAGCCGCCGGCCGGUCCCGGCCGCCACUACUCGACGCUGCCGCACCAGCGGAGGGCAGCCGCCGCCACCGCCGCGGCGCCCCUGUCCAGCUUCAGCCGGCAGUGCUCCAGGCUGGCCAGCCCGCCGCCGACAGUCAUCACGGAGACACCGCCCCUCGAGCAGCGGGGACACCUGGUGUAGCGAACCCCUGGGACUGGGACUGUAUAGUGAACCCGUCCCUGGGGCAACGACAACUCCUUGUGUGGCGGACCUCUGGAACAGCGGGGACUCUGGCGUAGCGCACCCUAUCCUGAUUCCAUCUUGCGUUUUGUCUUAUUAACAUUGAUGCUGCCACGUUCAUUUGUUCAUGAUAAUCCAUCUUUUCAAAGCUCGUGCUGACCCCCGUUCACUGAAUUUUAUGUCAGUCUUCCCUAGACCCUGACCUUUGACCUGUCACCGCUGCUCUUCCCAUCCCGACCUUCCCGUCGUCUCGCCACCCAUCUGAGCGAGUGGCUCGGCUGUGAUAUCGCGGAUCAUACCCAGUGACCGUCUGUCACCGGUGGGGGUGACACAGACGCCCGUCACUUGGUGACCAUAGUGGCCCGAAGUGGCAGUGGCAGACUGGCAAAGCACCGUGAAUUGCGCUGGCGACCGUCCGAGCGUCAGUUUCAACUUACUGAUGCGGCUACGGUGGGACUCAUCUUCUCAGCAGAAGUGGGAAUUCGUGCCGCGUUGGUAAUCGAUGUCAAGCGUCUAACGAUAUGUGAGGACAAGUGUGUUGUGCAAAGUAACAGUGGACACUGGACAGUGCACAGAUGCACACAUUUGAAAUGAACAGUGCGGAACGGGAUAUCGUUACGCUGUUCUGUGAGUUCGUUUGUGAUUAUCAAACGCAAUGUCAUGACGAGUGCUCUGAGCAUGAACUGUAUGAAGUAACGAAUGCUAACAAAUCUGGUUUUAAAUGUGCAUGCGGGGUCUGUGAAGCUCAUGACGUUUCGAAUAGUGUGAGGUGAAUGCGUAUGUAUACCUGAGAAAAUGCAUUUGUGUUUGUAAAAUGAACGCACAUCAUUAUUCGCCCCUACAUCAACCAGUCCUUUCUCGGAGGGACGCUUGGGUUUGUUAUACCCAAUGUCCGCCCUUCCUUCUGUGCACGUGCACGCGAGGGGGAACGGGCCAUCUAAACCCAGCGGUCAUGGCCUGCGCUCCUCUUAUAUCUUGUGCAUUCGCAUCGUCUCAUCAUCAUUGCUCUAGUCAUGCGACGAGGUGUGUUCAACGACGGAUCUGUGUUCCGUAAACCGUGUGAUCAAAGGCGCGGUGGGCUCCACUGCACUUCCACUUAGUGGUACGUUUGUCAGAAAUGUGCAUGGUCCUCUUUUUAACUGCGACAUGUUUGUACAGAAAAUACAGAUACGGAUGUUU